AUCAUCAGAUCAGCUGCCAAUACUUGUGUGUACCCAAGUAGGUGUUAGACUCGGAAUCUGAGUGCUGGGAUGAAAGGCGUGCACCACCACUGCUUGGCGCCACGUUACUUCUACGCCUGUGAUAAUUCACUAAUAUCUUGUCUAGUUGCUGAGAGGUGAGAGUGUGGGCUAUGGGUUACUUUUUAAGAGAAUUCCACGUGCUUUUAAAACAUGACUUGGCUUUCUCUGGACUUGUUGGUAGAGGUAACUAUUGAAAGAGUUGAGUACACUUUAGAGGAAGCAGUUGUUCCUCAAAUCCUCCUUGUCCCUUUAGUACAGCCAGACUUGCUUCCUAAACUCACUGUCUCUUUUCUUCCCAGAGAGAAACUAACACUAUGAUGUGCUAUUGCGUCUCUGCUGUUAGGCUCUGAGUGCUGGAGUGCACAGUGAAUAAAGUCCCUGUGCUCGUGGAGUUUGCAGCCACUGUCCUUGUUGAUAUGCUAUAACAUGUAUCUAGAGGAUCAAGUCAUAAUGGGAGCAUUUUUAGACAAGCCAAAGAUGGAAAAGCAUAAUGCCCAGGGCCAGGGCAACGGGUUGCGAUACGGCCUGAGCAGCAUGCAAGGUUGGCGAGUUGAAAUGGAGGAUGCACAUACGGCUGUGAUCGGUUUGCCAAGUGGACUCGAGACAUGGUCAUUCUUUGCUGUAUAUGAUGGGCAUGCUGGUUCUCAGGUUGCCAAAUACUGCUGUGAGCACUUGUUAGAUCACAUCACCAAUAACCAGGAUUUUAAAGGCUCUGCAGGAGCACCUUCUGUGGAAAACGUAAAGAACGGAAUCAGAACAGGUUUUCUGGAGAUUGAUGAACACAUGAGAGUUAUGUCAGAGAAGAAACACGGUGCAGAUAGAAGUGGGUCAACAGCUGUGGGUGUCUUAAUUUCUCCCCAACAUACUUAUUUCAUUAACUGUGGGGACUCAAGAGGUUUACUUUGUAGAAAUAGAAAAGUUCACUUCUUCACUCAAGACCAUAAACCAAGUAAUCCUCUGGAAAAAGAACGAAUUCAGAAUGCAGGGGGCUCUGUGAUGAUUCAGCGUGUCAAUGGCUCUCUGGCUGUAUCAAGAGCUCUUGGGGAUUUUGAUUACAAAUGUGUCCAUGGAAAAGGUCCCACAGAGCAGCUUGUCUCGCCAGAGCCUGAAGUCCAUGAUAUUGAAAGGUCUGAAGAAGAUGACCAGUUCAUCAUUCUUGCAUGUGAUGGCAUCUGGGACGUCAUGGGCAACGAAGAGCUCUGUGACUUUGUGAGAUCCAGACUUGAAGUCACUGAUGACCUUGAGAAAGUUUGCAAUGAAGUAGUCGACACCUGUUUGUAUAAGGGAAGUCGAGACAACAUGAGUGUGAUUUUGAUCUGCUUUCCAAACGCGCCUAAAGUCUCAGCAGAGGCGGUGAAGAAGGAGGCAGAGCUGGACAAGUACCUGGAGAACAGAGUAGAAGAAAUCAUAAAGAAGCAGGGGGAAGGCGUCCCUGACUUAGUCCAUGUGAUGCGCACGUUAGCCAGUGAGAACAUCCCCAGCCUCCCACCAGGGGGUGAACUGGCAAGCAAGCGGAAUGUAAUUGAAGCCGUUUACAAUAGACUGAACCCUUACAAAAACGACGACACUGAUUCUGCGUCAACUGAUGAUAUGUGGUAAAGCUGCUCAUCUAGCCAUGGUUUCACCUUUGCCUCCAAGGGAGAGAGAUCAGCGCAUCCUUGCUGAGCCUUUAACAUCCAUCACCGACUUAAGGAAGGGGUCCGACAUGGGUGAGGGACUACAGCUUCAGCGAUGGAACAGCCAGCCCAGAAUGGAUUUUUUUUUUUUUUUAUUGUAAAUUUGAGACUUAUGUAAGCGUGAUUUCAAACCGUAAUUCAUGUUGUAAAUCAGACUCCAGCAAUUUUUGUUGUAUGAUUUUGGUUUUUUGUAAAGUGUAAUUGUCCUUGUACAAAGUGCUCAUAUUUAAUUAUGAACUGCUUUAAAAUCACUAUCAAUGAUAAAGGAAAUUUGGCUUGUUGUGUGGCACAACAGACAUAGUCAUGCUGUAUCUGGACUUGGGGUAGGGAAAGCAGCAGCAGCCACAUAGCUAGAUGCUCAUGUGCACAUGAUUAUGAAGACUUCCCAAAGCUAUACAUCAGGGUGUAUGGAGAACUGUCGUCUCUGUGUCCUGGCGAGGGCCUGGCCUGUUGGUGCAGCCACCCCUUCUCACCUGUCUGUAGGAUGUCCUCUCCUCGUAGCCAAGAGUGUCACAGCUGACCCUCUGUAUUCAUGAGAGCAUCUACCAGUUUUGGGCUAACAUGCCUUGAUUCUCUGCACCUCUUUAUGAGUUCUUACAUUUAAUUACUAAUUGGCAAGCAGCAGCUUCCCACUCAGUGGGAGACUGCCACAUUUCGUUCCUAUCAUGAUUGGCUGGGCCUGCUGCUGUCCCUAGUAAGAUAUUCCGAAUUCCAUUUUAUCAAUAAAGCUUGGUUUAACAAACAAGA
This is a messenger RNA of Rattus norvegicus (Norway rat), 2483 nucleotides long. The record is from RefSeq and is a predicted model, not a curated record. NCBI's taxonomy places the organism in Eukaryota, Metazoa, Chordata, Mammalia, Rodentia, Muridae.